AUGGAGUAUGAGUUCUUCUCAGAAUUUCUGGUGGAAUGGAUACAAAUGAAGGGCUACAACACCAUAGGGCACUAUCAAUGUGUAGGUGGAGACAGCAUAUAUAGGGGAAUCUACUACUUACACUAUUUGCAGGGUAAAAUAUUGAACGAUAUGAAAGGAGUGUUUGAGGACUUGUUCAAAAACCUGAAGGAGGAUGCUCCAGAAAUAAACAAGCUGUGUGCUGACACGGAAAACGACAAAGGGGAAAAGUUGACUCAUAACAGAGAGAAGGAAUUAUGCAAGGCUCUAGUAAAAAUAUUAUAUUGGAUUAGCGGACUGAUAGAGAAAGAAGAGCAAAUCGCGAAGAAGCAAUGGAAGUGGUACUGGGAAAAGAGGAAAGACAUCGAACAGAAAAAUUGGAAGCUCUAUGCAUAUGCAAGAUGCAUAUUAGGAAAAAUAACAGUAGCAAAAUUAUUUUGGGAUCAUUGUGAUAUAAGUAAGGUUGGUCCAAUUGCUAAGAAGGCAGUGGAGGGAACUAUAGAUAAGAAGAACGUGCAAGUAGAAAAUGAUAUGUGCAAGAAAGCGGAUUUAAAGAGUUUAAGUAUAGCGGGAAUAUUUCUGUGGGAUAAAAUGGAUAAAUGGAUAGACGAAGGAACGACAAAAAAAGGGAGGUUGAAGGAUAUAAGGAAAAAUGGACAGUACUGCUGGGCAAAAAAGUCAAGUGAGGAGAAGGAGGAAGAAAUGGAAAAUAUAAGGGCCAGUACUGCAGAGUUCCUCGAUGUAAAGGAUAAAGAUGGCAUAGGAGAUUUGAUUGAUAGUCAUGGGAAAGGAUCAGAGGAGGAGUUAGAGAAAGUAGCAGUAAAGGUUAAACCGGGGACAGAUAAUACGGGGAAUCAAGUUAUAUUAAAAGAAAUAUAUAAGACCUUAGGUGACAUACAUGCCAAGAACGUAAAAAGGGCGCAGGACAGGGACAGUGCAAAAGGUAAGGGAUCACAGGCAAUAAGUGAUGAUAAUGCAGACAGAGUAACCGGACAUGGGGGUGAACCGGAGAAGCGGAAGGAAACUGGAGAAGGGAGGGAAGGAGACCGGACAGUGCGGAGAAGGAAACCGGACAUGAGGGGGAAUGAUCCGGACAAGGGGAAAGUGGACCGGGGGAAAAUUGACAAGGGGAAAGUGGACAAGGGUAUGGAUUGUAAGGACAAGAUGGAAUUAUGUGAUCGUGUAAAUUGUGUAACGACUAAUUGGUUUAAUGACAGAAUAACUAAGGCCUAUCAAAAACAAACCUGGUGUCAAUUUUGGAAUAAUGACGUCCAGAAUAGACUGAAUGAUCUGUCUACUGCUAUGACCGAUACAGAGACAGGGGACUAUGAUCUAUGCAAAAACAUUGGGGAGGCAGAUGGUACAUCAAAUAAGGAAGCAAAAAGAAAAGCUUGUGAAUACAUUACUAAAGGUUUGGAACACAUAUAUAAGAUUAGGAAAUCUGGGGGUUGGACGGAGGAUGAUGGUGACAAACAAAAGAAGAUGGAACGUAACCAGCAAUUUGGUCAAACUAUGUCGUGUUUCUUACUGAAUGUAUACGCAGAUCAACUGAUUCAAAAAUCGGCAGAGAACGGAUGUUCUAUCACAGAGGACAAAAUACAGGAAAUGUUUGAUAAAGGAAAAACAAAGAUGAAUGAAUGGUGUAAGAAUAAUGGUGGUACAUGUAUUGAAUGUACCAGGAAAAAAGAUCUAACUUGCACAUUAAACGUUAAAGAGAAUCUAUGGGAUGCAGGAGGAAGUGCAAGGUGCAUGGACUAUAAUAAUAUAAGGAACAAAGUAGAAGGGCUACUUAAGGCGGAUACCAAAGUAAAAAGAACUCUGAACAGCAUAUGCAGAGAUUGCACCAAGGAGGGUAAAACCUUAUGUCAACGUGUGGAGUGUGUGGCAAAUAAUUGGUUCGAGGACAGAAUAGGUCCCACCGAAAACAAGCAGACCUGGUGCACAUUUUGGAAUACGGAUGCAAAAAAUAGGCUGAAGGGAAUAUCUGAAAAAAUGUUGGCGGGAGCCGCAGCCAUGGAUUCACUGUGCAAAUCCGCUGAUGGAAAGACUAUUACACUGAAUGCAGCAGGGAAAAAAGCAUGUCAAUACAUAUUUUCUGGGUUAAAGUACAUUUAUGAAGUUAAGGAGAAUACGGCACUGCUGAACAAGAAGAAAGCAAGGAAUUUUAGACUAACAGAUCAAACCAUGUAUUGCUUGUUUUUGAACGCAUAUGCAGAUAUGCUUAUACAGAAAACGAAGGGACAAGUCUGCCCCAUCUUAGAAGAAGAAAUAAAAGACAUGUUCAAUGAAGGAAAUAAGAACAGGGAUAAUUGGUGUGAAGAAAAGAAGAAUGGUAAAGGUGGUGAUUGUGUGCCUUGCACAAGGGACACGAGCUAUGCAAAGUGCGAACUAAGCGUGGAUAAUGACCUAUGGGAUAAAAAUAGUAACUGCCAAGAGAACAAAGAUAAUGUAGAAAAAAAAGUGGAUGAUCUGCUAGACACAAGUCAAAAGACGGAACCAAAAGUAAAGGAAGCUGUGAAUGCUAUAAAUGAUAUAAAUAAGAACAAUAACUUAUGUGAUCGUGUAAAGUGUAUAUACUAUAGGUGGGGUGAAAACAGGAAAUACAAUGGAACGUAUCAAGACUGGGAUCUCUUCUGGGACGCCGAUGUUAAGAACAGAUUGAAUGAACUGUUUGAGAAAAUAGUGGCGGCGAAAGACGAAACCAUCGAUGCUCAUUGCAAUAGCACUGAUGAGAAGAACACUACACUGAAUGAAGCACAGAAGAAGGCAUGUGAAUACAUUGUUAAAGGAUUAAAACAUAUAUAUAAAAUUCCAAAGGGAACAGACGGGACGGAUCAACAGAAGAUAGACGAUAACCUCAUAUUCCACCGAACUUUCUCUUGUAUGUUAUUGAAUAUAUUCGCUGAUGAAAUGGAAACCAAAUGUUCAGCCAACAAGAAGGCUGACAUAGAAAAAGGCAUAACUCAUGCCUUUCAGCAGAGUGAUAAAAUUAAGAAGGACAUAUCCCCAUGCAAGACUGAAGGUGAUUUGUGUCCUUUGUGCACUCAGGAUAAUAGCUAUAAAGAUUGCAAAAUACAGAAAUCAGACGGGGAUACAAUAAAAAAAAGAUUCGACGAGAUGCUGGAUCCAAAGCAGAACAUGGAACCAAAAGUUAAACAAGUUCUGAAAGCAAUAACUGACAUAUGUCCAAAACCUGCUGCUACUAAACCACCAACAACAUCAUCAACAGAACGUCGAGGUAGGUCUGAAUCAUCAGGUGACUCAGCACCACCACCUGCAGAGAAGGUGCCUGCUAAUAAGGAAGGAGAAAAAACGGACGAAGAUGAGGAAGGUAAGUGCAAAGCUGGCCUGAAGGAUGCUGGUGCUAACAGUGCUUCUGUAGGUGUCAGUGUAGGUGCGGCGUGCACUUCGAACGCAGAUUUAGGGGAACCUUCUAAGGAACUUAUAGCUCUAUAUGGUGGAGGCGGAGAGUCCACCACCACUCAGGCUGUGACUGAGGAACGGAGAACUCCAAAAAGUGUGGACCAUGGUACACCAGAUAAAUCGGGUACGGAUGUUGGUCAUAUAAAUGGAAUCAUUCUCCCUUUAUUCACUCUUCAGGUGAAGGGGACUCUCCAGGUGGUCCUUCAAGUAAUCCGAAGAGUGGGCAUACUUCCCCCGCUGCGACCGAAGUUCAGACUACACAACCCGCAACUACUGAUUCACAACACCCUGCUAUUGCAGGUGGUGUCGUACCUAGUGUUCCAGGUCCACCUGGUCCUCCAAGUGGAGGUGCCGCUGGUGGUGAUACAGGUGGUCCACCACAACAAGGUGGUAACAAACCACAAGGUCCACCUCCCCCAGGGAAACCACAAGGAGCAGCAGUAUCCUCACCUAGGGGUGUUACAGAGACUAAUGGUGGUCCAGGGAGGGGGGGUGGCUUCGCCACCUCCCUUCCUGUUCCAGUCCCAAAGAACUCAUCGAGUACGUGGUCCUCCUUCCUUAGAAGAACAACUCCCUGAUCAUGUGAACGACCAGGCAGAUGGUCCACAUGAAUAUACCUUAGUAAAAAAACGCAGACAACCAAGAUCUGCUCCAACGAAAACCAUGAGGCCAAAAAAACAGGGCGUUGGUCGCCCUGCUGGUCCUCGUGGUGUCGGCCGCCGUACCAUUAUUGAUAUUCAUUUAGAAGUCUUAGACGAAUGUCAAAAAGGGGAUCUGCAAUCGACGAUAGAAGACUUUUUUGAAAUAUUGGUUCAAGAAUUUAUGGGAUGCGAAUUUAUGAAGAAAGAAAAUGUUCCUAAGGAAUAG
Plasmodium coatneyi is the source of this 4308-nucleotide messenger RNA. Its product is annotated as SICA antigen. The transcript has 9 exons. NCBI's taxonomy places the organism in Eukaryota, Apicomplexa, Aconoidasida, Haemosporida, Plasmodiidae. The record is from RefSeq and is a predicted model, not a curated record. Bases 1 to 4308 code for a protein of 1435 amino acids.